This is a messenger RNA of Acanthopagrus latus (yellowfin seabream), 6514 nucleotides long. It is a transcript of the gene trim2b, whose product is annotated as tripartite motif containing 2b. The transcript has 14 exons. Gene Ontology annotation, biological process: protein polyubiquitination; negative regulation of translation; proteasome-mediated ubiquitin-dependent protein catabolic process. Lineage: Eukaryota; Metazoa; Chordata; Actinopteri; Spariformes; Sparidae. The record is from RefSeq and is a predicted model, not a curated record. Gene Ontology annotation, molecular function: protein binding; ubiquitin protein ligase activity; translation repressor activity. Bases 829 to 2844 code for a protein of 671 amino acids.
UGCUGCUGCAAGCUGCUGGUGUUGCCGUGACGAUGAUAUCCUCCCCCUCCCACUCACACACACUCACACACACACACACACACACACACUCAGUGGAGGGGAGAGGAGAGGGAGCAAACAAGACGCUAUCAUGACGCGAUGGCUUCAGGCUGGAAAACAGGAGCUCAGUGAUCACCUGCGACUGAGGGGAACAUGGAAACUGUCCUCAGUUUGAACUCUCUGUGAAUUAAAUCAACGCCAACGUCUGCUGCUUUUUCCUCAAAUCAGACGUGAAGAGGAUUGACUUUUUGGUAUAUUGCUCUGGGAAUAGACAACACAUGGAAGCAGACGGGUGGUGUAAUUGGAAGAUUUGGAUCCCUUUACACCUUUUUAUCCGACAGGACUGGACCAGAGGCUCAAAUAAAGGGCAUGUCUGAAAUGUUAUCCCUCCCUCUUUUUGCCAGAGAAAUCAAGGAAUUAAAGCUCUGACAGAAGUGGAUGACUGAACAUUAAAAUCACAGAAAAAGAAGACCUACAUCUCAUUGCUUUUGACUUUUUUCUGGCUGCUGUGUGGAAACAUCCUGGAUGUUUAAUCCCUCAGAUUUGAGCCAUGCUCAUCCUGAGAUCCAACUCGUGCCAAAGGUCAUCAUAAGGAGUUUGUUUGACUCUUUUGCCCUUUCCCUCUCAAACACACAAUGGAAUAAAGUGUGAAACAAGGAGUUUACUGAAACGACCACACAAGCAGACAGUAGGAAACCUUGUACCUGAACAUCCAGCCCCUUCCCCUGGCUGCCGUGUGGAAUAAGGGGUGUGUUCGGAGGUUCACCCCCACCAGGCUGCCACUCGCAGAUGGAGGCCCACCAACACUCCCCAGAUAGCAGCAGUGAGGAGUGUACCGUCCUGGAGGCUCCGCCCGGCAAAAACGCCUGCCCGCAACAUGCAGGGAAGGUGGCUGACCUGUACUGUUCAGCCUGCGAGUGUGUGCUGUGUGAGGACUGUUUGUCGGAGCAUGAAGAGCACCCUAAGGUGGCCCUCAGCCAGGCCCUGGAGCAGCACCGCAGCAGCCUGCAGGAGAAGCUGGGGACCGUCCAGAACAGACUCCCUCAGAUUUCAGACGCCCUGUCCUUCGUUAAAGAGAUCCUCCAACAGCUGACCAAUCAGAGAGCUUCCAUCGAAGAGGACAUCCAGUCGAGCUUCGAGGAUCUGCACAAACAGCUGGAUGUCCGGAAGAGUGUUCUGCUGAUGGAGCUGGAAGUCACAUAUGGGCUCAAACAGAAGGUCCUCCAGGCCCAGGUGGACAACCUCAUCCGGGGAGAGGGGGACAUCACGGCCACCUGUACCCAGUCAGAGGAGGCUCUGGCUGGGGAGGCGUGCGUGGCGAGUCUGCAGGUCGAGCAGGAGCUCCAGGAGAGGCUGGGCGAGCUGGCCUGCCUCGGCCUGCCAUGUCAGCCAGAGGAGAACGACCAGCUGGAUCUGGUGAUGGAGACUGAUGGGCUCAGGAAGUCCAUACACAACCUGGGGACCAUUGUCACAACCAGUGCUGUGGCGAGCCAGAGCGAGGCUAUGGGCGCAGGCCUGGAACAGUGCAUUGUGGGACAUCCUGCCUCAGUUACCAUAGUGACAAGAGACAAGUCAGGAGGAGCCUGUAAGAUUGGAAAUGCAAUCCUGUCGGCGGAGGUUUUUACCCCAGAUGGCAGCAUAGUGGACGGUGAAAUAGUGGACCACAAGAAUGGGACUUAUGAGUUUGUGUACAUAGUGCCGAAAGAGGGUGACUUCUCAUUGGCUCUCCGUCUAUACGACCAGCACAUCAAAGGAAGUCCCUUCAAACUGACUGUCAGCAGGGUCUCAGAGACAGAAGUCGAGGUGUCCCCCUCAACCACCACAGCAACCAACUCAGCAGCCUACGCUACCCCAUCCACAGGCUCCUCUGAGGGGGCAAAGAGAAGAGGAAAGUCUCCUGGACAGAAGAAGAAGGGUUCAAAGAGAGCCAGCAGUGCACUCGGAACCCCACGACGCAAAACCCAAAACCCCAUUGAGGAUGACCUCAUCUUUAGGAUCGGAACAAAGGGGCGGAAUAAAGGAGAGUUCACCAACCUUCAAGGAGUGGCUGCUUCCUCCAGCGGCAGGAUUCUAAUUGCUGACAGCAACAAUCAGUGUGUACAGAUUUUCUCCAAUGAGGGUGAAUUUAAGAGUCGUUUUGGGGUGCGUGGACGGUCGCCGGGACAAUUGCAGCGUCCCACAGGUGUAGCUGUUCACCCCAGUGGUGACAUUAUCAUUGCUGACUACGACAACAAGUGGGUCAGCAUCUUCUCCUGUGAGGGCAAGUUCAAGGCAAAGCUUGGCUCUGGUAGACUGAUGGGGCCGAAGGGAGUGUCUGUGGACCAGAAUGGUCAUGUGAUCGUGGUUGACAACAAGGCAUGCACUGUAUUCAUCUUCCAGCUGACCGGAAAGCUCAUUGCUAAGUUUGGUAGUCGAGGCAACGGUGACAAGCAAUUUGCAGGUCCACACUUUGCGGCAGUGAACAAAAACAAUGAGAUUAUUGUGACUGACUUCCACAACCACUCUGUCAAGGUUUUCACCCCCGAGGGAGAGCUGGUCUUGAAAUUUGGCUCUAACGGUGAGGGGAACGGCCAGUUCAACGCUCCCACUGGUGUAGCUGUGGACAUUAAUGGUAACAUCAUCGUAGCUGACUGGGGCAACAGCAGAAUACAGGUGUUUGAUGGCAGUGGCUCUUUCCUUUCCUACAUCAACACAUCAGCAGACCCCCUGUAUGGACCCCAAGGUCUAGCUCUGACCUCAGAUGGACAUGUGGUAGUGGCUGACUCUGGCAACCACUGCUUUAAAGUCUAUCGUUACCUACAAUGAUGGAGGCUUGGACGGAGAGAUGAAGCAGAGGCAGGAGAGACGGAGAGAGGGAGCAGAUGUGGAGGAAAAAUGUUGUGCACGAUGUCAAACUCUAGGAAUAAUUGCAUGAACUGCAGCCUGAAAAGAUGGAAGGAGGGAUGGAGGAUUAAGGUGAAGAGGAGGAAGCAAAGAAAAAGGAUUUGCUGUCAUUACAUCAUUCAACCACAACAAAAAUCCGAUCAAGAUCUGAUGUCUUUGAUGGUUUUGAUUAAGUAAUGUCAUCAAAAGUUAAUCCAUGGAUAUAAAGAAAGGAAGGACGAACACCGGUCUUGACCUACAGUCUCUUGAAUUCUAACGAUGAAUGAUGAUUUUGGCAGAUGAGGCAAAGAAAGAUGUUGGCUUCAAGACCCAAAUUUGAGAAAUAUUGCAUAUUGGAACACUGAGUAAUGCAGAGGAUGGCGUAAAAAAAAAAGUUAUGCAACGACUAAUUCAUGAUGUCAAUUUCCGGAACUCCCUGUUUCUCCAAGUUUGGCAUUAGUAGAAGAAUGGAUUCAAUAAGACUUUUAAAAAAGAAAUUAAUGAAGAACAAGUAAAGGAUGCAAUGAAGAGAAGGUCUUCAGAAACCGCUGCUUCCUAAACCCACAAUUGAGUGAAUGACGGAUCGAGGGAUCAAAAUAUUAAAGGCAUGGAUGAAUGCAUAAAGGAUGGAUUGAAAGAUUAAAUGUUUUCUAUUGCUCUGCCUUCUCUUAUUGUAUGUAUUGACAAAAUAGUGGCCAGUGAGCUAAAACAGGUCUACGUCUUGGUUUGACACCAUUUGCUAAUCCAGGUCAUUAUCACAGACUUCCCUUAUGGCUUCUGUACCUUAGUUUACAUUUGUACACAAAGAUCAACUCUGACAAUUGGAAGCUACCAUUAGUUACCAGCUCUUGGAGCUUCUUUGUGUACCUGUGAGCAAAGCACUUAACUUAAAACUGGUCCAGUGGUAGAAAACGGUGGUAGUAAACGUGUAAAUCUGUAAAUAUAAAGCAAGCUUGAAAAGGGCAACCUCACCAAGCCCAAUUUCCACUGACUGUUCACUCUGCAAUGGUCAUGGAUCACAUGUGAAGCUAAGACAUGGGCCACUUUUAGCCUGUUGUCCAUUGUUUGUACAUUAGGAUUGUCUGAAUAUGGAAUGUUUCUUAUUUUCUUGCCACAUGCUAGCAUUCUUUACAAGUCUUAGGCAAUAGAUUCAUUAGCAGACAUGGUUGCUUGAUUCUUAUUCUGACUGAAUGAUUGAUCGAUUUGGUUGAUUGACACGGUAGCUUUGACGAGCAGCAUUGUCUAUCUGUGCUAGGUUUGAGUGCUCAUAUAUUUUUCCUCAGAAAUCUGUUGCAAGGAGAAAAAAAAGUCUAUAAAUCUAUCCUAUAUAUUUGUGAGAAUACCUUUAAUAAUAUCAUGUAAAAUGCUCAGUCAUUAAGAUAUUUGGAAUCAGUAACAUUUUUACACAGUUGUUUCUGCUCUGCAUUAUUUUUUGUUUCCCAAGGAUGUUCCACCAAGUCUCAAGGCCCUACUGUGCUGUGAUUGGCUGGCAGUACUGUGGUAUGACUGUCUUGAACUCAUUGCGCUGCUGAGUCCUUGUGAUUGCAUCUGACGUUCACCCAGAAGACCAGAAGACCAAAAUAUUGUCAGUUUUCAGCUGCAAAAAACUACUUGCUUUCGUUUAGGUGACAAAACUAGUAAUGGUACCAGCCAAUCACAGCAGUCAGGCUAGACAAGGUGAAACGGUCUUGUGUGGAAAAAAAAAAAAAUGCUUCUGCUCGCUGUCUCAAAAAGCAAGUUGCCCGGGGGAGGGGCAUUCUAGAAUGUUUCAACUCAUUCCGUCAUAUUGCCAAGGAUUCUAGAAUUCCAAGAAGUGCUGUCGCUGGCUUGUAUAAUUCCACAUGUUCUGCCAUCACCCGUCGGACAAUACCUCAUUGUUCUAGAAGCAUGCCUCUGUAUUACGUGAUUGUUGACAUCAAACAUACCACUAAAAACAUUUACAAACAGUUCACCCGCUCCUCAGAAGAUUCACAGUGAAGUUAAGUACUGCAAAGGACAUGAAACAAAUGAGACAUUGCAAAGCAUUUACAAAUUACUUUUGGAAAAGUACUAUGUGUAAGUGGUGAUAGUGAUACAAAGCAUUUACAUUAAUUAUUAAACAGAAAAGGGUUUUAAUCACAUCAGAAUUAAGUUGGUCGCUUUAAUCUUCAAUAUUAAUAAACAGAAAACACUGUUGUCGACUAACAGAUGCUUGUGGUAGAGGAAGUGGUGUCCUUUCCAUUAUUAACAUGAUGUUGUUUGUCAGUCUAUUUACUGAAGCAGGAAGUGAGAAAGUCAUUAUCAUGGUAUAUUAUGUUUCACAACUGAUACAACGUUUUCGCACACGUUAAGUCAGUUAUUUUAUUUAUUUAUUUAUCUAUUUAUUUAUUCAUUUAAUCAUUUAAAUCUUUCUAUAUUGCCAUUUGAUUGUGUUCCACCAUGUGCAUUGACAUUCUUAAGUGCCCAUUAUAUUUCUUCUUUUUGUACAUUUCGCCUGUUGUGUUGACUCAAACUAUGAUUGUUGGUAUUUGAUACAUUUUAUAUUGACUGUUGUGAGUGGACAAAUCAGCAUUUAACAUUCAUUUGAUUAUUUUUUUGUUAAAUGAAAGUUUUCGUGGGGGAAAAAUAAUCACACCAGCCAGUCAGCAAAAUUAGCUUGUUAGUAUUGCAUUUCUAAUUGAAACCAAUGGACACUUUUAGCACAAAGCUGAUAUGUUGGCUGUAGCUAAGAAUACGGCACAGUGAACAAACUAACAAAGCAUUAGCUGUCCAGGUCAGGAGAUAUGUUUGAGGUUCAAGUACUGUUUUUUUUCCCUUUUUUGUAACAAAUUGUUUAAAUAGUUUUAAGCUUACUUAGAGGAUUUUGGUUAAUUGUAGCCAUGGGUUUCAAUGAUGAAAGCUAACAAUGCUUGCAGUCUCUGUUACACAUAGCAAAGACAAAAUAGGUUUUUAAAAUCAAUGUGAUAAGUGCAUGUUCAAUAAAAAUAGCAGUUCAAACGGUAAGUUGUCAAUAUCCCAAACAGGAGUUCAUUUUUCCCCCCAAUGGUGACUGAAUCUCAAAUUGUGCUCAUUGAUUCUGAGCUGGGAUGACAUUUUUGGAUUUGUUGGCAUUAUUGAUUGUUUCAACAAAACCAGGUUGUGUUUCUUAAAAUAAUCUGGGCCUUGUUUGCUGAACAUUCGGCCUUAAUGUCAGUAAUACGUUUGAAUGUUGUUUCAAAGUUGAUAUGAUGGAAUUGCCUUCUCAGUAAUCUUGGUUUGAAAGUUAUUGCAAAUGUAACAAAUAGCUAUUUGUUAAACGAAUGCAAUAGAACUCCAAACAAAUAGCUCAUUUCUAGACUAAACAUCCAUUUGAGGGAAUAUGAUGCAUGGAAUUUAUUAUAUCAGUUGGUAAUGUGAAAAUAAAGUAGAAAUUCCUUAAUUAAUAACAGGCUUUGGUGUGUACCAUUGCUUUUUCUUCAAAUGGAUGUGUAGUGCUUUGAAAUACAGCUGAUAGUUUCUUACAGUGUCACUUGCCUGCUCUUUCUCUCUCUCUGUAUUUACUAUCUGUCAUGUCUGUUCACUGGUAUGGACUGUCUCUUUAAUAUUCACACAUACACGCUCAACACUGAAAUAAAGCAUUGAUUCCUAAAUGGUA